Molecule: messenger RNA, 5512 nt
Organism: Nothobranchius furzeri (turquoise killifish)
Lineage: Eukaryota; Metazoa; Chordata; Actinopteri; Cyprinodontiformes; Nothobranchiidae
Gene: tecpr2
Product: tectonin beta-propeller repeat containing 2
Molecular function (GO): protein binding
Source: RefSeq, a predicted model, not a curated record
GGAUGUGUCCAGCAGGAGGCGCGGUUUGACAGUCCGGUUUGGAGAGCCUGUGCUCUGGAUCCGCUGAGCGAUGUCUGUCAGCUGUCCGAGCUUCAAAUCCAGUUUCUGCAGAAUCAACUGGAUCAACGCCUGCGGGUAUCCCUCAUCAGCAGGAGCGGCCAGCAGGACUUGCUGAAUCUGUCUCAGAGGCAUCAUGACAGCCCAACCGACCUCGCCGUCCAUCCUGAGGGAGUUUAGUCCGCUCUACUACCUUUUGAAUGCCAUCCCAGCCAAGGUGCAGCGGGGCUUCAGGUCUGUCCUAGUCUACCUUACUGCCCUGGACAGCAACUCUGACUUCCUGGCUGUAGGCAGCAGCAUCGGGAUGCUUUACCUGUACUGCCGUCGACUUGCGCACAUGAACAAGUACAGCGUGGAGGGAAAGUGUGAUGCAAUUACGGUUGUAAAGCUGCUCAGCUGCUUUGAUGAUCUGGUGGCGGUUGGAACAGCUUCAGGUCAGGUGUCAGUCUUCCAGCUGGUGUCUCCUCUUCCUGGUCGUAACAAACAGCUCAGGCGCUUUGAUGUUGUUGGUCUCCAUAAAGGCUCCAUCACGUCUCUGACCUGGAGCACCAAUGGGAUGAAGCUUUUCUCUGGAGAUGAUAGAGGUCGGGUGGUGUUCUCUGCUCUGGACCUAGACCAGGGGGUGUGCACACCUGUGCUGCUGCUGGAGGAGUCCUCAGGUGUGGUUCAGAUGGAGUACAGUCGCCUGGUGCUGCUGGUCUCAACGCAGCAGAGAUCUCUGCUUUACUGCACACAGAAACAGGAAGUCCUCCAGCUGGGUACCAAGACUCACAGAAGGAGCGGUAAAUUUGGAGCUUGCUUCCUGCCAGCGAUUUGCAAACAGAGUGAUCUGCAGGUGUAUGCUGCACGACCUGGACUCAAACUGUGGAAGUCGGAUGUCAGAGGACAGGUGGAGACCACCCAACGACUGAAGUCACUCUUUGACAAACAGGUGCCUCAGUUUGAGUUGCUUCCUCGUCCUGGUCUGGGUGGAGGGUACCGCCCUGCGGAUCGGCAGCUGGGUCUGCUUAGCUGUUUCCUAAGAGAGGGUUGGAUCCUCAGCUGGAACGAAUACUGCCUUUAUGUAUUUGAUGUUAUCAACCAGGUUGUAGUUGGUGCCUUGGAAAGCACUGGAGACAUUGUGUCUGUGUCAUCAUGUGGCAAUGAGAUCUUCAUCCUGAAGGGAGACAGAGACAUUAUUCGUCUUUCCAACAGCCACGAGGGAAUCACCUCCACCUUUCCCGCCCUAUUUGUCCAUCCAGCCUCCCCUCUGACCACACCCCCUGUCCUCCAUCCAACUGGAUCAGUGGAAACAGCUCAGCCAAUCAGAACGAUGGCCAUCAUUGUGGAAGAUGGAGCUACAGAGGAAGCUAGAGGUGGUGAGAGGUUCUCAGAGGGAGGAGCAGAUGAGGAGGGUGAGGGACGAAUAGAGGAGGUGAAGGAAGCUGAGGAGCAUGACCAGCUGAAGGUGAUGGAGUUGAGCCAAUCCGUGAGUAUUUUCAGCAGCUCUCGUUGUCGCAGCAGCUCCGUCACUUCCUGGGAUAGUCUCCAUGGCAACACUUCAACCAGCUCAUCCUAUGAGUUGGGCUCCAGACGCUAUAGUGCCCCCGUUGAUCAGGAGGACAUGCAGCAGGAUCUGGUGGUGAAAGCCAUCAGAGUGAAGAAGAAGAAGAAGAGGAGACUCCAGCAAGACAGCAGCAGCAGGAACGGCUUUUUUGACAGGAACUCAGUGUUUGGAGUCCAGGAUGGUAACGGUAGUGAUGAGGAAGAUCAGACUCCUCUAAGUGACCAUGCCUCCAUGAUGGGUCUUGAUGUUCAGAAACAGAAUACUCUAGAAAAGCUCAGCGCGCACACGUCACAGGAACCAGGCUCAGAAAAUGGUUUGAAGACAGGAGAGAAGGUGGACUGUUCCUCUGACCAGUCUGGCUCCCUACUCCUCCAGGGUCUGGAGAAUAAACAGAACCCAAACCAGGCCCCUGUUGCUGCUCCAGAACCAGAACUCUCCACCAUGAGUCCAGAUACAUCAGUAGACCAGCUGCUGGAAUGCAUCUUCUCCUACACGAAGUCUGGAGACUGUAAUGGGCUUGAGCAGCAGCUUAUGGACGAGAAGGAUGAAGAGCUUCUCAGCACCUCCACUGGAUCCAGAGAGGAGAAGGAGGACCUCCGGCCUCCCUCGGCUGGUCUGCCAGACCCAAUGAUUUGCUCCACUGUGUCCAGUGGGGAGAGAAAUCCUAGUGUUUCCAGUGAUGAUGAUGAUGAAGAUAUCUACUGUCACAACCCCUCAGCAGGCAGUGGAGGAAGCACGUAUCCAUCUAAAGAGGCAGAGAAGAUGACAAACCAGGUUACCCAGCACAGAGGCAUGCACAGGCCUUACCAGUUGGCUGAAAGUUGGAUGGGAUACUCGGGACCAGGAUGUGGAAUACUGAGCUUACAGGUGACUGACAGGUAUGUCUGGUGUCUGGACUUUAAAGGAAGACUAUACUGCAGCACUUUACCUGAAACUGGGCUUAGCUGGCAGCGCUUUGAAGACAAUGUCCACCAGGUGGCCCUGUCUCCUUCAGGUAAUUUGCUGUGGAAGGUGGAGCAGAAGAGCAUGACAGCUUUUGCUUGUGCCAAAGCUUUGGUUAAAGGAAAACGCCACUGGUAUAAAGCUGUUGAGCAAACAGCCUUCGUUGCUCUGAGCGAUGACUCUGCCUGGAUCAUUCGGACCAACGGAGACCUCUACCUGCAAACAGGUCUGAGCGUGGAGCGUCCCUGUGCUCGCUCUGUGAAGGUGGACUCCCCCUGUGUGUUCAGCCAGGUGUGUGUGAGAGGUGGUGUGCUCUGGGCUUUAAGUGAACACAAGGCUUUGUUCUACAGAGAAGGACUGAACAGCUACUGCAGCGAGGGAGAAGGAUGGAAGUAUGACACAGUCAGCGAGGCUCAGGGUCUGGAGCUGAUCUGCAUUGCUUUGGGAUACGGGGGGACAGCCUGGGCUCUAGAUGCCAGCGGCAGCCUCUGGUUUCGAACCGGCAUCUGCGCUACCAAGCCGCAGGGCAGUGAUGACCACUGGUGGCAGAUUAAUAUUUCAGACUACGUGGUCUUCGACGAGGGCAGUUUUUUUCACACUCUGCUGCAGGCCACACAAACAGUUGCCACGGUAACCAGGGCCCCGGUAGACCGGGUGGUAGCCUUUCUGUCCCAGUAUUCCCAGUGCCAGCCUAGCCUUGUCAGUGCUAAUUCCAGUGGGGUCUGGGUGGCCUCCGGGCGGAACCAAGUGCACCUGGCCCGCAGCAGCCUUGUGGGAACAUUCUGGCAGAACGUUGUCCCUAGAGGAACUGUCUCAGCCACCAGGUGGACCUUCAUUACAUCUUCAUCUGUCCCUCACAGAGAAGGUACGUUCCUGUGGUUGGCUCAGAGCAGAAAGGAUCUGUUCUGCGUUUGGGAUCAAGACGGAGAGCUUCGUCCGUCUUCUGUCUCGCUACCAUCUGAGGUGGAGCUGUCUCAUCUGUCUGCCUGUCGUGAUGCAUUGUGGGGUUUGGACAUUUAUGGCCGAGUCAGCAUUCGUCCCCUGUCCCCUGCCUGUCCAAUCGGUCUUCAGUGGACCCCUCUGGACCUCAGUCAGCUGGGAAGUGUUCGUCUGGUCAGCGUGAGCUGUGGCAGUCAGAAUGUUUGGGCCGUGGACAGUCGAGGACUCGUUUACUUCAGAGUUGGAACCCAGCCGCUGAAUACCAGUAUGAUGCUGCCGGCCUGGAUCCAUAUAGACCCUCCGGUGCAGCCAAUAGGACAGCAGCUGGUCAGCAUCCAGACCAGUCCUAAUGAUCGACUUCUCUGGGGUCUGGACAACAAAGGGAGUGUCUUUGUGAGGACAGGACUAUGUGAUGAGAUGCCUGUGGGGACAAACUGGGACAAUGUACCAGGGCUGGCUGUUUGUCAGUUGGUGGUCAGUUGUCAGACCGUGUGGGUUCGGUGUGUGAACGGAGAUGUGGCUCGACGUUACGGCAUUUCUGAGAAAAAUCCAGCCGGAGAUUACUGGAAGAAGAUCCCUGGAAAUGUGAUUUGGUUCACUGUCACUCCAGAGGAAGAGCUGUGGGCGGUGACUCCUAUUGGUGGACUGUGCCGUCGGCUAACAAAGCUCCUCCCACAGAUGCCCCGUGGCCCUGCCGCUGGGGGAGAUGAUGUCGAUGAUGAAUGGGAGCUCAUCUGACCCCUGUUGCUGGUUUUUCUGGUCUGGAUUGCCAUGGGAGUGGAGUGCCAUGUCUCACAGACUGAACUUCCCUCCUGGACAAACAGGAACUUACCUGUGUGAUGUCAUGAGCAAAACCACUGAAUGAUGAAGUCACUUCCUGUGAGGGCAGGAGCACAAAGGGCUGUGGUAGGGCUGGUAAAACACGAAGGGAAGUUGGUUUUAAUUUUGUAUUGUCAUGAAGCACUUUAACCUGAAAUUGUGUGUGUGCGUGUGUGUGUGUGUGUGUGUGUGUGUGUGUGUGUGUGUGUGUGUGUGUGUAUGUGUGUGUGUGUGUGUGUGUGUGUGUGUGUGUGUGUGUGUGUGUGUGUGUGUGUGUGUGUAAAACUAUGCUAAUGUUUUCAUCUUUUUCCAACCCUUUUAAACUGGUUUGAAUGGGGUUAAGACUUUGGUUCUGGUUCUGUAGGAGGUCUCCAGAGAGGCUGGUGGUUCUGUCCACUUUUUAGUUAAAUCACUGACUGAAGCUCCAUUAUUAAUAUUCUAAUGUUUAUAUCGAGUCUAAAUGGUUUCAGGACUUUAGGCCAAAUGGUAGAACGUCCGCCAUCGUGGUUGGGAGCUAACACCAUGACCUGAGGGGGUUCUGUUGAGUCCACUGUGGUUAUGUUUGUGGAUAAUAAAGGGACAUUACACCAGACUAAUACGAGGACUCCGGUUUGGUUUGUUCCUUUAGUUUCACAGUGAAUCGUUUAGUUUCUAAUCUGGAGUAAAGGUUUAGGAAAACCUUUCAUCUCAUUUAAACCUAAUCGGUUGAUCACAGACUCAGAAAUGCACUUUCUGGUCCAGCCAGUCUGACCCACUGGACUCAGAACAGCAGAACGUUGUACAGGAAGUUGGUGCUGAUCCUGUAGUCUCUGGCAGUUUUCAUCAAUUUCACCUGAAACCUGAUUAAUCUCCCUGAUGCCCUGCGGUGGGUUCUGACGGUCUGAACUGGGUUUACAUCCUCCUCAUAGGUGACAGUUGCUAUGGAAACCCUUGCAGGUGUUUCUCUGUGGUAACUGAUGGGUUUGACCAACAAGUUACUGUUGUUGUGUGUUGCAGAACCAGAAUCAGGGUCAUUUUAAAUUUUAGCUCAGAGUUCUGGGAUUACCGUCUGAUUUUACAAACACCUUCUAACUGCUGUCAGAUUUGGUUCCCCGUUGCUCCUGUGUAUCAUAUAAUUUCUGUUUCUCAAAACAAAUAUAUAUGUUAUAGAAUUAUUUCUGCUCUAGGUAGUAAGACUACCAAAUAAAACGAUCCCUCAUCAGCCAAAAA